Messenger RNA from Poecilia latipinna (sailfin molly), 1625 nucleotides. RefSeq names its product histone H3. The record is from RefSeq and is a predicted model, not a curated record. Gene Ontology annotation, cellular component: nucleosome. The transcript has a single exon. Bases 538 to 948 code for a protein of 136 amino acids. NCBI's taxonomy places the organism in Eukaryota, Metazoa, Chordata, Actinopteri, Cyprinodontiformes, Poeciliidae. Gene Ontology annotation, molecular function: DNA binding; protein heterodimerization activity; structural constituent of chromatin.
UUAAAUUAUUGUUUUUACUUUUUUUUUUUUUUUACAGAGGAGCAUGUAAAGUACUGAUACAAUCAGAUUACUGAGCCCGUCUUCAUUUAUAUUCACUUCUUAGCUGUUGGCCAGAUCACUGAACCUUUUGAAAUGAAAAGAACUGAUUUAAUUUUCACAGACAUGAAUCUGGAUCCGUUUUACUGAGAUUGUGCACAUAUAUUAUAUAAUGAUUGAUGUCCUCAAUCAUUUUAAUACUGAGCAUUGCAGUUAAAAAGCAAAGCAUUUUGUAAUAAGGAUCCGUCGAUCGAAAAUCCAACUUUGUUUUCCCUGAAACUGUAAACGCCUCCUCUUUUGUUAGUUAGAUUUCCAUGGCGCUUUAUUUUGAAAUUUCAAAUCUAACCAAUAGCCGAGUCCGCUGCGUUUCACUACGUCAGCAAUGUGAGCCAAUCAGAAGCUCCCUCGCGCCCCCAGCGUCCUUAUAAAGCCCCGCCGCCCGCCCGGAGCAUUCAUCCGUUCACCAGUGCAAAACGUGAAGCAGAAAAGCGAGUAAGCGCGAUGGCCCGAACCAAGCAGACCGCCCGUAAGUCCACCGGAGGGAAGGCGCCCAGGAAGCAGCUGGCCACCAAGGCCGCCCGCAAGAGCGCCCCGGCCACCGGCGGAGUGAAGAAGCCUCACCGCUACAGGCCCGGUACCGUGGCUCUGCGAGAGAUCCGCCGCUACCAGAAAUCCACCGAGCUGCUCAUCCGCAAGCUGCCCUUCCAGCGCCUGGUGCGAGAGAUCGCCCAGGACUUCAAGACCGACCUGCGCUUCCAGAGCUCCGCCGUCAUGGCUCUGCAGGAGGCCAGCGAGGCCUACCUGGUGGGUCUCUUCGAGGACACCAACCUGUGCGCCAUCCACGCCAAGAGGGUCACCAUCAUGCCCAAAGACAUCCAGCUGGCCCGCCGCAUCCGCGGAGAGAGGGCUUAAGAAAACUCACCCGGCCUCCACACGGAACCAACGGCUCUUUUAAGAGCCACCGACGUGCCGACAAGGACAAACUUCCUGCUUUGUACUGACGACAUUUAGCCGAAGCUGUCUACACACACCAACAUGAUGCACUUCAGUAAAACAUUUACAGCAUUAUAUCUGGACAGGGGAAACGAGCCUCCUCUGUAAUAAACGAGAACACGAAUCGCUGCAAUUGCUGCCACCUACUGGCGCUGUUAAAACACAGUAAUUAUCCACUCGGACUGAAGAACAAACUCUCCUUCAUCCAUUAGGAAAACAGAAUUGAUUUAACCGCCUAAUUCAGCUGCUUGCUUCACUCUACGUCACUUUAAAAGACACAAACCCGCCCACUUUAAAAAUCUGCAUUUAAUUUUUAUAAACGAACUCAACAAUAAGGCAAGGAGAACUUCACUAAAACCUUGCAAAUAAACCAAGCUGCGGCAUUUUCAGGACUAGAUGUCGUUAUACCUGGACUGAAACACUGGCUUCAGCAUGGAUAUCACAUUAUUUAACAUGACAAUAGGAAGACUACAACAACAUUGAUUUCAACAUAUGUAGAACUGGAUCAACAUCUGGAGAUCUUUCAUUUAGGGCGGAUUUAAAAAGCGCCAAGAGCUAAGAAAUAUUUACAAAGCUUAACAUCACUGGAGUUAUAA